This is a messenger RNA of Bactrocera tryoni, 5411 nucleotides long. RefSeq names its product zwei Ig domain protein zig-8 (gene dpr1). Gene Ontology annotation, cellular component: neuron projection membrane. The coding region runs from base 2569 to 3768 and encodes 399 amino acids. The record is from RefSeq and is a predicted model, not a curated record. Lineage: Eukaryota; Metazoa; Arthropoda; Insecta; Diptera; Tephritidae. The transcript has 8 exons. Gene Ontology annotation, biological process: synapse organization.
CAUACGCGCGUUCGUGGCCAAAGCAAAUGCAAGCGAAAUUAAUUUUGUUUAAAAAAUGCAAAAAAUUAAAUUAAGUAACAGCAAUAAUCGCUGGUAUAAUUGUUGCUAGUGAAGUUGUGAUUUUCCAAAAAAAAUAUGUUCGGCAUUAACGUUGAGUUUGUGUAGUGACAGCCUAAAAGCAUGCAGCAAGCUUGCAAAAUACUUGUGGCCCAAGCAGAACUCAAAAUCUGGAGCUUGCUUAACGCCUGCAUUUGUGUGUAAGUAGGACUUAAAAAAGUUGCUUACACCAGCUUUGGUGCUGCUGCUGAUUUGGGGCGUUAAAUGCUGUUGCCUACAUGUAGGCGCAAUAAGAUAAAUGACAUCUAGGCAUGAUUUCGCCAAGCCAGUGUUGCCUCAGCAUGGCUGCACAGCUGAAGUAAAUGAAUGAGAUUACAGUCAUCACCAGUGUUGGCAGGUGAAAUAGCGAGGGAAACACAGGAAACAAAACAAAAAAGUAAGGAACAGCGAAAGCCAAAAUUUUAUGCGAGCAAAGUAAAAAGUAGAGCAGGUUGCUCACGACAUUGAUAUAAAUUGAGAGCCAUUUAUGCUUGAAGUGAAAUAUUAUCUGAAAUAAGUAAGUGUUAUAAAUGGUGUGGCAUAUUUUUAGGCGCCCAACAGCAUAACUGACAGGCAAAGCCGUGAGCAGAACAAAAGUAGACAAUAAAAAUUUGAAGUUGAGCAGUUUUGCCAAACUAAUGGUGUAUAUUAUUUGCUAAUUGAAUGCAUAAGUAGUGCGUGGAUAGUGGUUUUAAUUGAUAUUGACGACAGUAGUGCCUGCAUACAUCAAGUGUUGGCGCUGAAAAGUAUGCAAUAACAAAUGUUAGUAUGAAAGCGAGUUGUGAAAAGUGUCGCAAAUACUGAAUGUGUGGAAAUAUUAAAGGAAAUAAAUUGAAUAAUUUGCAUUUUAAGGCGGCGAUGCGUUAAGGAGCGCAAGCACGAAGCAAGUGUAAAAACAGAAAGAGAAAAUAAUUGCUCUAAUAAGUGUUCAUGAAGAAAAUUUAUGCUGUGUCAUGUUGAUGGAUGACCAUACAGAUCGUGAAGGUGUUGUUGCAUGUGCCAUUGGACCAAACGUUAUUACCAUAUAAUGCGCUACAACAAUAAGAGUGGUUUUGAAAGUGCCAAGGGGUUUUAAGAAUAGAAAACAACGCAACUGAGUGAACGUAAAAAAUUUGUUUUAUAAAAAAUCAGCUGUUAAAGUUACUUUUUUAACAGAGUUAUAAAUGUAAGCCAAGAAAGCGCAGAAAGAAACCGCGAGUACUAAAACUAAAUUCAAUUUGACCCAUUUACAGAUUGUCGCGUAAACACUGUAACGCGCUGAAAGGCGGUUAAACCGCCAUUAAAAGAACAAUUCCCUGUUUGUGAGCAAGAAGUGCAAAAAAUACACAGAAAAGAAGCGGCAGUCACGGGGAAAAGCUGCAAAAAAUUGUGAAAGAGCGAAAUCUCGUCAACAGUAGCAAAAGCAAAAAUUACACCUACACCAGGCACUCAAUGGCAGCAGCAAAAGGGGCGAGCGCUUGAAGUCGAGUUAAGUGUUUACUGCGCGCCCGGAGGUAGGCAACGAAUCGCGUGGCGUGGCAGCUGAGAAACGGCGAGUGAGUGGUUUGGGGAGCGCUACCAACCAGCCAAACAGUCUACAAUUCAAGCUUACGUCUGCCCGCCUGGCUGUCUGCUUGACUGCCCACCGCGUCUCCACUUGGUCGCUAGCCAGCUAGCAUUUCGCUCGACCCAACAAAGCGCACAAAGCGAACAAAACGAAUGAAGUGAGCAGAGAAAACAUUUAGGAAAAGCGAGAAAGUGAGAAAAAGGAAAAGCAUUUUGGGUUAUUAGUCCCGUGAGUGUUUUUUAAAAAGACCAUUUUUCUGGUAUUUCACUGGCACUAAUUUGAUGAAAUCUUUAGUUGGCAUUUUUGAAGCAACCCCCGCGGCCUGUGUAAGCCACUGUGACUGCUGCGGCUGUCAGAUUUGAUGUUGGCAUUUUUUUUUUGUUUUUGUAAAAUCGGAAAUUGUAGCCAUCGCGCCGAGUCAUCAUAUUAGCGGUGGCACGGUUGUUGGGGGAAAACGAAAACAUUGUUAUGAUUGUCGAAAAUGUGCACAAAUAUUAGAGCGAAAUUGAAAAAUCAGCACACUGAAGGUGGGGUGGUGCCUGGCCCUAGGGGGUACGCGUAAGCGAAGCGCUGAUAAACGCUUGAAAUACUUGCUCGCGACGCUAAAGACUAUUUGGGGACGUGUGCCGAGGCUGGCAUAAGCGACGUGCGCUUGUUGUUGUGCGCGCGCGUGUUUUUCAAUUUGCUCAAAAACUCCCUGCCAAUCGUCUAACGGCAACGAAUAAUCAACGGAAACAACGCGGCAACGCUUGGUCGCCUGCUCGUGCGGCGCCUAUUAAUUCAUUGCAAUUAAGCAGGAUCCUUGAUAGUGGCAGUGUCUCAGCGGAAGCGGCCACGGGUGACAAGGUGAAACUGCAAUUAGCAUCAAAUCAAACCUUUCACACACACACAUACACACGCGCUCGCGAAUUGCGCCGCGCGCCACAAUGAGUUCUUCGGGUGCGCUGCGCGUGGGUGGCGCGUUCAGCUCCGGUCUGCAGCUAUUGCUCCUCCUGGCAGCUAUACAAGAGUCGCUGAGCUCCUACUCGACCACAACUUCAACGACGACGGUGUCGCCAGCGAACCUGCUGCCCUACUUCGACUUCGAUGUGCCGCGCAACUUGACGGUGACGGUCGGUCAGACGGGUUUCCUGCAUUGUCGCGUCGAGCGUUUGGGUGAUAAGGAUGUCUCCUGGAUAAGAAAGCGUGACUUACACAUCCUAACAGCUGGCUCAACGACCUACACGUCAGAUCAGCGAUUUCAGGUGAUACGACCUGAGAAUUCGGGCAACUGGACACUACAAAUCAAAUAUCCGCAGCAGCGUGACUCUGGCAUCUACGAAUGCCAGAUCAACACAGAGCCGAAAAUGUCGCUCUCAUACACGUUCAAUGUGAUCGAGCUCAAAGCCAACAUAAUCGGGCCAACGGAUUUGUAUGUGAAAAGCGGCAGCGACAUAAAUCUAACGUGCCGCAUCAUGCAGGGGCCGCACGAGUUGGGCAACAUAUUCUGGUACAAAGGCACAGAAAUCAUCGAUAUGUCAGCGAAUCUAAAUGAGAUCGACAGCGUGACGCGGAUUAGUGUCGACAACGAUUGGACAGAUGGAUUGACAUCAAGAUUGAAAAUACGCCGUGCCAUGCCCUCUGAUACUGGCAACUAUACGUGCGUGCCAACGAUAGCGAAGUCAUCCUCGGUUUAUGUGCACGUCAUAAUAGGUGAGCACCCCGCCGCAAUGCAACACAACUCGAGCAGCAUGUACAGCGGCAAUUUCUACUGUAGCAUUUGUUGCAUGCUCUUCACCAUUUUCACUUGCUGUUUGCAACACUUCCUCGCAACAACAACAGCGGCUGCAACACUACUCACGGUGGCAACCAGAGGCAACAGCAAAUGCAGCAGAAGUAAUAACAUCAACAAUAACGACGGCGGCGGCGGCGGAAGUGAGUGUAAAACUUCAACGUCAGUAGCACGGAGCACAGCUCGAGCUAACGACGUCGGCAGGUGCGUGAGUAUAGGGAGCUGCCAGAGGCGCCACUACCAAAGACACAGCCGUAGCCGCAGCUGCAGCCGCAGCCCGAGCCGCAUUAGCACUAGUGGCGCAACCGCAAGAAGUUCGCAUGCAACACGCGAACUCAGCGAAAUUACGAGAUGAAGAUGAAGCUGAGACCGAGCACAAACAAUUAUACUGCUAUUCGCACAUACACACACAAACACAUCUAUACAAUGCAUAUACACCAACACAUGUACAGCCUGCGCGCUAAAUGAAGUAGUUGACGCAACAGUUGUGCCACACUGAAGGGCCGCACAGGCGUUGAGUCGCCGCAAAUGGAAUUGGGCGCAGGGCUGGAGCAGCAAAAGGCGCUUUGCGGGGCGCGGGAGCAUGCAGAAGGGCGUAAACACAUUAAAGUUAAAACACUCACGCACUCAAGCGCCGCAACCAGCUCGGUUGCCGCAAGAGACCAGGCGCAGCUGGUGAUUAAAUGGCGAGCGCUGCGCUUGUGUGUGUGUGGGUAUGCGCGCCGCCCGCCACCCGACAACACAUUAAGCAAACACCAGCAAUUUUAGCGAAUAAGCGCGAGUCUCUAGUCGCGCUCUUUGCGACCUGCAUUCGAAUUACUUGUGGCGCUUCCGCCCUCUGGCUUGCGCCCAGCUAGAGUGCUAGGCGCGUUAGUGCCGCGUCAGCAUAUACGACCAGUUUACUGCCGACUUGAGCGUAACUUCGCGCCUUGCCCAGCCGCGCCACGUUACCACAUUGCCACAUUUUUCUCAUUGAACGCACACGCUCGCUGUACGGCCAUUUGGGUUAGAAAUUUUUACGAAAUUACUUUUACUUUCCUACGCGCACACACACACUCACUCACACUAAUGGAAGACGUACUACUGAUAAACUGAUAACUUAAGCUGUGGAUGAACAUAAGACACAAACACACGCACGCAACCUUAGAAAUACAUACAUAUAUUGAGAUAUUUCCAGAAAUUAAAUAACUGUAGUGAAAUUUAAGACAAACACUUGUAGUGAAAAUAAUAAUUAUAGUAAAACAAGAAGAGAGGAAAAACAAAAAUCAUAGCGAAUAAGCCAUCAACUCCAACUGAGGACUCUAUCACACACACACACACAUAUAUAUAUGUAUAAAUAGUAUAACUUAAUACCGUAAGUCUGCAGGUGAGUAGUGAGUAGGCGCCAACCUCUUGAAGGUCUGCAAUUGAAUUGCUCUCUCUGAGGCUGGCACAUUAAUAAGGUAACCUUAUAAUGUAAGACUUAAUAGCCAUAGUUGAAAUUGUUACUGUAUGCGUAAUCACUUUUCGUAUGUGUGUGGGACUUGUGUAUGCAUGUAAAUAUUGACCCUGCGCAGCAAUAUACACUGAUUCAAAUAGAGCUUAACUAGUGCUAGUUUUUCACUUAAUCUCAUAUAUUUACGGUUAUACACAUAAGCUACAAUUUCAAAAUCUUUCAAUUUGAUUUUAUCUAAUGAAAGUGUUAAAAAUGGAGUUCCUAUCGUUAUUCAUACUGCCUGCUUGGAGUGUUCACGAAUAUUCUUCCACAGUUUCCUCAAUGUAACAGCAAUCAAAGUGAUUUGUUUUCUCUGAAUAUCAUGACUUCAGCAACUUGUAGUAAAAAAUCUGGAAUGCAUGUUUCGACAAUUUUUUGGUAAGAAGAAUUACAAUUUUAAGGGAUCGAUCGUCUCAGUGUGACCCAUCUAAAAAUCACUGGUUUUCGAGAUUUUUUUGAUGAUGAAAUUGACUAAUCUGUUCGAUUUUUUUAUAAAUAAAUACAUUCAUAGAGAAUACAAAAUU